AUGGCCAACGACGAGUAUGAUUUCCUCUUCAAAGGUAAUGUCGCCUUGCUCGGAAACCUUCUUGCCUCGUCCCUCCUUUCCCGCUUUUUGACCCAUGCUUGUGUCGACAACCUUGAAUUGGUCCUGAUCGGAGACUCAGGUGUUGGUAAAUCCAACCUGCUGAGUCGUUUCACCCGCAACGAGUUCAACCUGGACUCCAAGUCCACCAUCGGAGUAGAGUUUGCAACCCGCUCCAUCCAGGUUGACUCCAAGACCAUCAAGGCACAGAUUUGGGAUACUGCUGGUCAGGAGCGCUACCGUGCUAUCACGUCGGCCUAUUAUCGCGGCGCAGUUGGCGCGCUCCUCGUUUACGAUAUCAGCAAGCACCAGACUUACGACAACGUCAACCGCUGGCUGAAGGAACUGCGUGACCACGCCGACUCCAACAUUGUGAUCAUGCUUGUCGGGAACAAGAGCGAUUUGCGACACCUUCGGGCAGUUCCCACCGAGGAGGCCAAGCAAUUCGCCAGCGAAAACAAUCUUUCCUUCAUUGAGACAUCCGCCCUUGAUGCUAGCAACGUCGAACUUGCCUUCCAGAACAUUCUCACAGAAAUCUACCGCAUUGUUUCCAGCAAGGCUCUGGAGCCUGGCGAGGCGAGCGCAAACCCACCUGUGGGUCGUACUAUCGACUUUACCCCGCAGCCCAACGAGCAGAAGCAGGGCUGCUGCUAA
This is a messenger RNA of Penicillium diatomitis, 711 nucleotides long. RefSeq names its product Rab family GTPase. The coding region runs from base 1 to 711 and encodes 236 amino acids. Gene Ontology annotation, cellular component: recycling endosome. Gene Ontology annotation, molecular function: GTPase activity; GTP binding. Gene Ontology annotation, biological process: exocytosis. Lineage: Eukaryota; Fungi; Ascomycota; Eurotiomycetes; Eurotiales; Aspergillaceae. The record is from RefSeq and is a predicted model, not a curated record. The transcript is spliced from 5 exons.